AUGGCAGAACCAGCAACUAUAACCAGACCCCUGAUAUCCUCCAAGCGACACAAGAGCAUAAGGAAGAAUUCCAGAAGAAUUUAUUCCCCAUAUCAGGAUGAUAAUGUACCAUCUGAUGAUGAGGAUAAGGAUGAAGAAAGAGUGGACAGUAAUGAUCCAGAGGAGUUGUUCCAGAACAUUCAGGUUCAGAAGGAAAUCAUCGCCAACAUCCGAACUAAACCCUGGCCAAUAAGACGCAAACUAAAAGUGCUCAAGCAAGCUAGAGAGAUUGUUCUGAAGUAUGAGGGCAGACUGACCAGGACGAGAGGUUACCAGGCAGCUGGGGCAGAUUUGCUGAAGAAGAUUUCAAGAGUCUUAUACAACAUUGUUGUCUUGUUCAUUCCCUGGGAGAUGAGGAUUAAAAAGAUUGAAAGUCACUUUGGAUCAGGUGUGGCCUCUUAUUUCAUAUUUCUGCGAUGGCUGUUUGGGAUCAAUAUAGUUCUCACUAUUAUGACUGGAGCCUUUAUCGUGCUGCCUGAGCUCCUGGCCGGCGCUCCGUUCGGUACCACCCGCAGCAAGACCAUCCCCAAGGAUCACCUUGCCUCUGCACAAGACCUGGACACCAUCUGGUCGCUGGGGGGAUAUCUUCAAUACUCUGUGCUUUUUUACGGCUACUACGGCAAUGUGCGUAAAAUCGGCAGUGCCGGCUACAGACUGCCCUUGGCCUAUUUUAUGGUCGGGAUGGCCGUUUUUGCCUACAGCUUCAUCACUUUGCUAAGAAAAAUGGCUAAAAACUCCCGCAUGAGUUUAGCCGGCGCCUCUGAUGAGAAUUACACCUUCUGCUGGCGUGUCUUCUGUGCGUGGGACUAUCUGAUUGGGAACCCAGAGGCGGCUGAGAGUAAAGGGGCGGCCAUCGUCAAUAGCAUCAGAGAGGCCAUUGUAGAGGAGCAAGAGAAGAAGAAAGACACAAGCCUAGCUGUACUGAUCAGUUUGCGGAUUCUGGCAAACAUUCUGGUCCUGCUGUCUCUGACCGGCAGCAUCUACAUCAUCUACUUUGUGGUGGAUCGUUCUCAGAAACUAGAGCAGGAGAAACCUGAGCUAACACUCUGGGAGAAGAAUGAGGUGAGUGUGGUGGUGUCCCUCAUCACAAUGAUUGCUCCUUCAGCCUUUGAAUUAGUAGCACAGUUGGAGAUGUACCACCCCAGAACGAGUCUCCGCUUCCAGCUUGCCAGAGUUCUGGUGUUGUACCUUGGAAACCUCUACAGUUUGAUUAUUGCCCUCCUGGAUAAAGUCAACAGUAUGAGCUCUGCUGUGAGUGUGGUGGUGUCCCUCAUCACAAUGAUUGCUCCUUCAGCCUUUGAAUUAGUAGCACAGUUGGAGAUGUACCACCCCAGAACGAGUCUCCGCUUCCAGCUUGCCAGAGUUCUGGUGUUGUACCUUGGAAACCUCUACAGUUUGAUUAUUGCCCUCCUGGAUAAAGUCAACAGUAUGAGCUCUGCUAUUUCUGUGGGUCCAGGAAACCUGUCUGACUCAACAUCGUACCUAGCAACGAUUUCCCAGUCUACUGAAGACAACCUGUCCACCAUCAUCCCGGAUAUCACAGAGCGGCAGAACAGCACACUGACCAGGACUCUUCUGGAGCUCAACAACAGCAUGACCACCGUCAAGAGCACCACAUCCUCCAGACAACCGAUGAGAAUGCAGUCUCUGCUAAACCACACCGUCCUGUAUGAGUACAACACCAGAUCACAGCAGGACCCCUGCUGGGAAACAUAUGUCGGCCAGGAGAUGUUAAAGCUCUCCAUCAUUGAUAUGAUCUUCACGGUGGCAAGUAUCCUGCUCAUUGAUUUCAUCCGGGGACUGGUGGUUCGAUACUUGAGUGACUGCUGCUGUUGGGACUUGGAGAGCAAGUUUCCAGAAUAUGGUGAAUUUAAAAUAGCAGAAAAUGUUCUUCAUCUGAUAUACAACCAAGGAAUGAUAUGGAUGGGAGCAUUCUUUUCACCCUGUCUGCCCGCCUUUAACGUCCUGAAGCUCGUCGGCUUGAUGUACCUGCGGAGCUGGGCUGUGCUGACCUGUAAUGUUCCCCAUCAGCAGGUCUUUAGGGCCUCCAGAUCUAAUAACUUCUAUCUGACGAUGCUUCUCUUCAUGCUUUUCCUGUGUAUGUUACCAACCAUUUUUGCCAUUGUGAGGUAUCGGCCAUCUCAGUACUGUGGACCCUUCAGUGGCCAGGAGAAGAUUUACGACAUCAUCUCCGAAACCAUUGCCAAUGACUUCCCACUGUGGUUCAGUAAAGUGAUGAGUUACGUCACCAGUCCUGUGGUGGUGCUGCCCGCUUUGCUUCUACUCUUCAUGCUGAUCUACUACCUCCAAUCCAUCGCUAGAUCACUCAAAGUCACCAACAGCCAGCUGAGACUGCAGCUGCAGAACGAGCGCACGGACGACAAGAAGAAAGUAUUUCAGUUAGCUGCAGCACGUCUGCAGGCACCUGAGGGCAGCGAUAAAAAGCCAGAACAAGAGAGCGACAUUACUAGUAUGGAGUCGUCCGCCCGCUCCGCCUCCCCUCCACGCCGCAACGGCAGCAUCACCAACUUCGAAUCUCCCGUUCGCCAUGGCAACAGCAUCCGGACCAUAACGCAGUCGGUUUCACGGCCUGACAUCCCUAGAGCUGCUGGAGCGACGCAGAGCCCCACUGUCCCUGUGCAACAGAAACACAAAGCGGAGCCCGUGGCCAGUAGUUCUUUCAGAAUGUACAGCAGCCCCUCAGUUCCUCAAAGACAAGUACGACGAGUGGAGUACAUACCCAUCAGGCAUUCUGGGUACUUGGGCAGCACCAGCGGUUCCUGCCGCUCCAAGUCCUACCACAACAUGGCCUACAAGCCGUGUACAAGGUAUGCCGAAAACAUCCACUCCGAUCCGCUGUUUCGGAAGACCCUUCGGCCCAUGCACACCGAGCCCGCCGUAAUCACGGCUCAGAGCUACGUGGGCCACCGGGCACAUUCGACACGUUACGUCAUCGUCAACGAACACGAAGCUCGCAAGAAGCUCAUGCGCUCAAAUACACGCUUACCGAGACAUUACCGCCUCGCGGACGAACCAACGGAGAUCGUAGAGCUUUAUCCACGUAACGUGAAGUGUUACAUUCCUCGUCCUCCUCACCGAAGCCACCAGCCACACCUCAGCGAGGAAGAGGAGGAGGAAGAUCCGAAGAGCAGCACGAGGAGGGGGUCGUUCAGACAGUCGAAACGUCCACGACCACUGUCGGAUCGCCAUCAGACCACGCAAUUCUACAUUGGCGAUACAAUAAACAGUCAGUUGUCUAUGGAGCAGGGUUUAUACGGCGACGAAGAAGAGGGCGAUCAGGAAGAAGACUGGGUGAACGACCCUCAGACAAACAUCCGAGGUCCAGAGUCGGCUCACAGGUACGGCGAACCAUACGUCAAGCCCAAGACCAAGCAUAAAGUGGAGCCGUCUCUGACCGAGUCGGAUUCGGCAUCGCUAGCGUCCAGUAGUGACCAACAAAACAGCAGCACGGACCAGUACAUCCAGGUCAUUCACAACAAAAAGAAGUACCUGAAGUCCAACGCCAAGCUGACCAAAACGAAAUCCAAGAGCAGUGUUAAACUCAAUGUGUCUGGCACUAAUGAUCUUGUCUGCUCCAACGUUUAACCUGUUUAGAGCUAAAACCGAGAUUAUGGCUCUGCUCGAAAACACUGGUAAGCUUUCUACGUAGGAAGCAUUUUAGGUGUACACCAACACCAAGUGCGUUUCA
This is a messenger RNA of Sinocyclocheilus anshuiensis, 3748 nucleotides long. Its product is annotated as transmembrane channel-like protein 3. The transcript has 25 exons. The record is from RefSeq and is a predicted model, not a curated record. Lineage: Eukaryota; Metazoa; Chordata; Actinopteri; Cypriniformes; Cyprinidae. The coding region runs from base 1 to 3645 and encodes 1214 amino acids. Gene Ontology annotation, molecular function: mechanosensitive monoatomic ion channel activity. Gene Ontology annotation, cellular component: plasma membrane.